ACUGCAGGGUGAACGGUGAUCUUAGUUCGUGAAAGUCCGAGCGACACUAAGCUCGUGGCUUGCGCCGCGCCGCUCGUUUAAAUACGAGUGUCUGAAUGUUUUCGAGUUGGUUAUGUAAUGAACCACCGAGGCACUAAUAUAAAUUAACACAAAACAGGAAAGAUCGUUCUUAAUUAUUAUCAAUAGGUAUGGUUAUUGCGGCUGUGACAAUUUCAACAUUCAGCAGUCAUUCCUAUUGUGAAUAACAUAAUUCCAUCAUAAUUCUAUUUAAGAGUUAGCUUAAAAUAUCCCAGAAUUCAAUGCAACUAUUGCAAAAGUAAUUAAGGAAGUUUGAAUAAAAUAAAAUAUGGAAAAAGGAAAGGAAGUAAGAGUAUCAUUAUGGUAUUUUGGAGGUUUGGCAUCUGCUGGAGCCGCCUGCGUCACUCAUCCUUUAGAUUUACUGAAGGUUCAAAUGCAAACUCAAAAAGGAAAAAAUAUAUCAAUGCUCCAGCUGACAGGAAUAGUUCUUAGAAAUCAAGGGAUUAUGGGGUUGUAUAAUGGUAUUUCAGCAUCUCUUUUGCGUCAGCUAACAUAUUCUACGGCUAGAUUUGGAAUUUAUGAAGUUUCAAAACAACAAUUUUCACCAAAAGAUGGUAGCGGUUUGCCAUUUUAUAUGUCAGCCUUUCUAGCGGGCUUAGGAGGCUUUGCAGGUGGAUUUGUGGGAAAUCCUGCUGACUUAGUGAAUGUUCGCAUGCAAAAUGAUGUCAAGCUUCCACCAGAGCAAAGAAGAAAUUACAAGAAUGCUAUACAUGGGCUCUAUCGAGUGGCAACUCAAGAAGGCAUUCUACGCCUGUGGGCAGGGGCUUCAAUGACCUGCAGCCGUGCAACUCUGAUGACUAUUGGACAGUUGUCCUUCUAUGAUCUAAUCAAAGGCAUACUACUAUCAUCACCAUACUUUGGAGAUAAUGUUGUGACACAUAUAACUUCAAGUUGUUUAGCUGGUGCUAUCGCAACUACAUUGACUCAACCUGUAGAUGUAUUAAAGACCCGUGCAAUGAACGCCAAACCAGGUGAGGUGAAGAGCAUUUUACUCCUAAUUAAAAACACUGCCAGGGAAGGACCUCUAGCAUUCUUCAAGGGAUACAUUCCAGCUUUUGUUAGACUCGCUCCACAUACUGUGCUUACGUUUGUGUUCCUAGAACAAUUGAGAAUAAACUUUGGACAUAUACACAAUAUACCGGUAAUAUAAAAUAUUAUUUUUUACACUAGUCUUACUGAUUGCAUGCACAAUUUGGAAUAACAGCCAAAUACUGAAAAGUUUCUAAUAGUUAAGAGCAUCAUAAAUAUAAAAUAGUUCUUUUUUUAUGAUUACCAGAUGCUUCAUUUUAGACUGCAUCAUCAAUUCAUCACAGUGUCAGGUGUUAUUGCAGGCUCGCGCUAAUCUAUACAAGUAAUUUAAAAAGUUUUCAAAAACCUGCUAACAACAUCUUUUUCAGCUCGCUUAAUGUAUAUAAUCCGUUAAUUUUUUUAUUUUUUAGGAGUUUUAUGUACCCAGUGACACUCACGCCAUCAAAAUCGGUUGAGCCGUUAAGUAAUUACGAACGGACUUAGAAACAGACAUACAAGUUCAAAACAUAAUCCUCCUUUUAGGCUUCGCCCCAGUCAUGUUAGUUACCAAACUACAAUUCUCUUAACUUUUAAAAUGCUUUCAGUAUUCAGAGCUUGUGUUAGUUUGCACAAUAGGAUUGGAGUGAGUUUUUAGGUUUUUUUGACUUAUUUAUAGGUAAUAUCUUGUUAAAUGGUUAUACUGUAGAACUUGAAAUAAAAUUUCAAGUAGGUACUAAUGCGAUAAAAUAUUUCUGGCCUGAUUUUAAGAUUUCAGGUAUAUUGCUUUCUUUAAAUUCCAUGUUAGGCUGUUGUUUACUAAUAUGAAAGUUUAAUAUGUUAAUGGUUUUGUGUUAUACGAUUUCACUUUAUUUAUUUUUGAAUUUUUUUAAUGGAAUAAUAGUAAAUAGGUACUUUAUGCUGUCAUAUAAUGACACAAUAAUAUAUAGUUAGUAUUUAAAUAAACCAAUUUACAGUGAGAGUAAUAGCAACAUUUAAGGAAAAAAAUGGUAUUGUUAACUAUUUUUGAAAUUAUUGGAUACUAUUUCAAUAAAUAAGUUUAUUUUAUUAUUUAGCCAAAUUAAAAGAAAAUUUUAAUACAUUGUUCACCUGUUUGAAUUAAUUAGUUAAGAGUUCUUUUGUUUAUUCAUAAGUAGAACAAAGUUUAGUACAAACACAAUAUUGACAUGGUAUAGGUCUAAGGGUACAGUAUAUUAUUAUAGUUUUGUUAUAGACACUUGGGCAAGCCAAAGCCUAAUCAUUUUCUAAACUUGCCGAUCCAUUACAAAACUAAGGUUUUGCUAUUACAUAUUAUAUUAUUAU
Messenger RNA from Maniola jurtina (meadow brown), 2406 nucleotides. It is a transcript of the gene Dic1, whose product is annotated as mitochondrial dicarboxylate carrier. Bases 347 to 1228 code for a protein of 293 amino acids. The transcript has 7 exons. Gene Ontology annotation, biological process: phosphate ion transmembrane transport; malate transmembrane transport; thiosulfate transport. The record is from RefSeq and is a predicted model, not a curated record. Gene Ontology annotation, molecular function: malate transmembrane transporter activity; thiosulfate transmembrane transporter activity; oxaloacetate transmembrane transporter activity. Lineage: Eukaryota; Metazoa; Arthropoda; Insecta; Lepidoptera; Nymphalidae.